UCAUCAGUGAACUCACCUAGGCAAUAGUCCUUCUAACUAGUAAUAAUAGCCUUCUGACUUCCCAAUUGAUCAGACAAAUUACCACAGCUUCACAUCAAGGCAAUGACACUGGUAAUGGAAAAUAAAUUGAUGCUGGAACGAGAUAAGAGAAUACAUGGCAUUGUUAAUUAAUAAUGAAUACAUCAAAUAGGUUAAAAUCAGCUAAAUGGGAGAAGGCAGUAAGGGAUGUGCUAAAACCUAGCUUAAUUAUGCCCCCUGUAACAAUAUCUUAGGUUAUGAUGAAGAAUUUUGCAGGUCUACUUUGAAGUUUACAAACAACUCUUGGUGUAAAAUCUUUAACAUUUGUUGGAAUAACACAAUUCCCUGUUUGCUCCCCCGAUAAUACUGUGUAGCAUCUGUCAGCAAUACCGUAAUCUCGAUUUCCAACAAGACAGCUAAAGUUAUUUUUUUGGCCAUGUCUAGAAGAAUGCUUUUGAUCUAGAUGGAUAAUUCUGAUAUAAAAGGAUACUUUUAAUCUAGAAGCAUAAAUCUGAUCUAGAAGGCUACUUCUGAUUGAAAGAUACUUUUGAUCUGAAAAGAUACUUCUCUUCUAGAAGUUACUUCUGAUCUAGAAGGCUACUGCUGAUCUGACCCUACAAACAGGACUCUGAAUGCUUUGAUAAUACUACUUGAAGCAAGCUUUAGAUUAGGAUUUGUUCAAAACUAAAUUUUAGUGGACUUUUUGGUAGGCAAAUCUGCAAAAAAAGUUCCAGUUUGAAAAAAUUAGGUCUCUCAACCAUUUCUAUUUUCACUGCAGAUGUAAUAAUUAAUUACAUGGUAACUGAAUAAUGGGAGUAAUUAUCUUAAGAUGUGGUGCAAUGAAUGUCACAUUGCACUGCACUGCUGUGCUGCUGCUGGCGAUGUCGUGUGGUGCGCACGGCUCCUCUAGCACCACGAGACUUACAGGACAAGGUUGUGAGAGAGGCUCUGCAUGCCUCCUCCUGGCACGGUGUCCUGAACUUCAGGCUGAACUGCAGGCAUUGUUAAGACAUCUAACUGUGAGCAGAUUGGACAGAUUACGGUCUCUGACUUGUGGGUUCGAAAAAAGGAGAGCAAAGGUGUGCUGCCCUUCGACAGCUGGGACUGUUCCAUUGCAUUCAGUCCCCACUAGCAAGCCUACUCUCUUGGCAGCCAGCGAGGCACUGCUGCCCUCAUCCUGCGGUCACGCUGUCUCCAGGGAAAAGAUACAUGGGGGCACCCCUGUACCCUUGGGCGCGUACCCAUGGAUGGCCGUGCUGGGCUUUACGCGUUCCGGCGACCGUCUGGCUACGUCAAUUCACUGGGGCUGUGGUGGGUCACUGAUCACUGAACAACACGUGCUCACUGCCGCGCAGUGCACCGUACCUACAAUGACGAACUUCUUCGACCUAACUGUCGUUCGGUUGGGAGAACACAACCUGGUGAAAAAUCCAGACUGCAGUUCGUCGUUUUGCGCUCCGGAACCCUUGGACUUCGGCAUCUCGUCUGUCAUCCGGCAUCCUUCCUUCAACACGCGCGGUGCCCUCAGUGAUGACGUAGCAGUCCUCAAGCUGGACAAAACUGUUGAUUUUUCUUCGCUUUACAUCCAACCCAUAUGCUUGCCAAGUCCUGGCAUGUCAGCCAAGACCAUCAUUCAGGGCAGAGACGUGUUUGUCAUCGGAUUUGGCGACACGGAGGCCGGCGUGAGAAGCAACCAGCUUCUGGAGGUUCUGCUACCUUAUGUACCAAUGCAGCAGUGCCGCAUGGUAGCCAACUAUAGCAGCCUUGCUGCCAACGGCCAGGUGUGUUUGGGCGGGAAGUUCCAAAUGGACUCGUGCUUCAAGGACUCAGGAGGACCUGCCAUGGUCACUACCACCCCGACCAGCUCUCAGUAUCUUCAGGUGGGCAUUGUGUCGUACGGCACGCAGUCCUGUGGUGUGGAGAACGUGCCUGCCAUAUACACCGACGUGGCUUACUACCGCAACUGGAUUGUCAGUCAACUAUCUGCCUGAUUUUAGGCCCUUCUCUCGAAUUGGACAUUUCUUGGCACUUAAGAAAAUUUUCUAUGUUUUUCGUAAUUUUCUGUGAGAAUUAAUGAGAAAAAUAGUUGCAAUAAAUAGGAAUCGGGAACGUUAUUAGUUACCGCAAAAAUUGUGCUGAGUGCAGGCUUAUAUAAAUUUUAUAACUGCCGAGCUAUCUAUUUUGUUAACAGAACUGAAAUAAACAAUUUUACAUUUCAAUUCCCGAAAUAAGUUUAAUGUGAAUGAAAGAAACUGUUAUACUUAUAGGCUAUUUUUAUCAUUCGUUCAUCGCCUACCUACAUGAUUUUAUUGUAUUGUUAACUUCAUCUGAAAGGUCAAUCUAAAAAUGUGUUUCUUAAAAGAAUAUAGUAAAUCAAUGCUGU
This is a messenger RNA of Hyalella azteca, 2401 nucleotides long. Its product is annotated as phenoloxidase-activating factor 3. The coding region runs from base 828 to 2009 and encodes 393 amino acids. The transcript has 8 exons. NCBI's taxonomy places the organism in Eukaryota, Metazoa, Arthropoda, Malacostraca, Amphipoda, Hyalellidae. The record is from RefSeq and is a predicted model, not a curated record. Gene Ontology annotation, molecular function: serine-type endopeptidase activity. Gene Ontology annotation, biological process: proteolysis.